Messenger RNA from Blastomyces gilchristii SLH14081, 3381 nucleotides. RefSeq names its product amino acid permease, variant. NCBI's taxonomy places the organism in Eukaryota, Fungi, Ascomycota, Eurotiomycetes, Onygenales, Ajellomycetaceae. The coding region runs from base 1815 to 3086 and encodes 423 amino acids. Gene Ontology annotation, cellular component: membrane. Gene Ontology annotation, molecular function: transmembrane transporter activity. Gene Ontology annotation, biological process: transmembrane transport. The record is from RefSeq and is a predicted model, not a curated record. The transcript is spliced from 4 exons.
CUGAUGUGCCACCGGAUUGGGCGUCGAGAAAAGGGAUCGGUAUUUGGGGUUAUUAUUAGGAGCGAGCAUCCCAUCGCAAUAAAUAGCAUAGCACACAUCCAACACCACGCCCAAGAAGAUCACCCAGCCCAGCCCGAACCAUCCGGUAAAGGUAUGCCAGUACGGAGUACCCGUGCGAGGACCUCUCUCUCUCGCUUUCCCCAAACAAAAAAGGGAAAGGAAAAAAGAAAAUAACACCGCGCGCAUCGGGUCUCAUUCGUCCAGCGAACACGGCGCUCGGUCGAGGUUUUCGGUCACCAGCUGGAUCAGCAGUGUGCAGCUAGGGGAAAUCAUGGUUCUGAGGCUUGACGGCGGGCGCUGAAUGGACGGCCGAAAAGCUGGGCUGUCGCACACAUCACACUUUUUCCGGGCUCUGGAUAGCCAUAGGAUGGGGGGGGAUAUGGAGGUCUACAUUAUUGUCGGAACUGCUGCUUGGUGGUGGCUCUUCUUGUGCGCCCUCAAAUGAUCCCUUUGCGCUCGGGAAACAGGCUGGGAGAGAACUCUCGGACCCGAAACUUUUCUUUUGUUUGUGAUUGCGGUGAGACCUUGCGGUUCUGGCCAAGGCCCAAAGAAUAAAAUAUAAUGACGUUUUCCUGGUUGCUUGAUUGCUGGUCAGUCGGUGGAGCUGGAUGGGAAAAAAGCCGAAAAAAGCACCCAAAAGGGGGGGGGGGGGGGAAAGGGCAAACAAGCAGGACGUUUUCCUUUUUUUCUUGUUUAAACAACAAGUUUCUGAUGGGGACAGACGGUUCUCGUCCCCAAGUACCAUGCAUCGUAUAUCGUGUAUCCGCGCAAUGUCUCUGUCUCCCACGAGGACUGCUGUCUGACACGUUCAGAACUCCCCGCAGCCGUGCACCCACUCUAUCUCAUCCCAUCCCACCCGAGACGAAGGACGUGGACAAGGGCGAGGACGAGAUCUUGAUUGUGCGCUGCUUUGGUUGCAAGCAAGCAGGCAGCGUGCGUGUGUUGCAGAGGGCCGCACAAGGGCGGUACCUGUUUGACUUCGUUCUGCCUUUUUUUAUUUCUUUAUUGUCCCGUUGCAUGCACAUAACACACCUCGAUUAUGCCAGAUUGCUCCCACGGUACACAAUCACACGAUUGAAGGUGUCUCGGUUGCCAACGAGGGAGUUAUCUGAGUAGCUGAGUGAUGCUGCCAACGCCUUUCUGUCAAUCCUAGUAGCAGACGCGCGCCUGGCUCUGUCCUGUUAUCAUUUGUCUGCUCCCGAUAUCCCACUCAGUUUGCAAGCAUAAAACACACUGUCAAGAGCAUUCUCGUAGGCCAAUUGAAGUGCCCUAGGUGUCAAGAAAUGGAGGAUUACGAAGUGGAACCCCCGAACAAGAAGAAUGCCACCAUGGCCCCUGAGGACCAUGGCGAUUCGAUAUCGGAAUCCUCGCAUGGCCGCAAGGACGGUAUAUAUCCCCUCUCUACUCGGACCAGGACCAGGACAAGAACCGCUGGCGAUACUGUUAGAACCCAGGUGAGAGUAAAGAAACUCUUUAAUUUCACCCAGAUCUUCUUCUUCGCCCUUACGUUCAUGUCAAGCUGGGAGACCAUGGCAUUGUACGUUUUGCGAGCCCAGCAGCAGCCAGCCAGCCCCCUUAUCACAUUUCUCACUUCGCGGUUGUAGAUAUGUAUAUCUUGCUUGACCUGGCUGACCAAAAUUGAAUUGGCAAGGUAUCUCACAGGCUCCUUUACAAACGGUGGCCCUCGAGCUCUUUCAUGGGGUAUAAUCGUUGUUGUUUGUGGAGCUCUCGCGCAAUCUGCUUCUUUGGCGGAAAUGGCCUCAAUGCGGCCCAUUGCCGGUGCGCAAUACCACUGGACACACCAUCUGGCCCCGCCCAGUCAGAAAAGAUUCAUCACCUGGAUGCAAGGUUGGAUAACUUGGUUUGCCUGGGUGUCGCUGCUUGCCGGCGUCGCAAACACCACCGCGAACAUGCUCCAGGGGAUUGUGGCGACCAAUUACCCGGACUAUCACCCGGCAAGAUGGCAUCUGACUCUUUUUAUCUUUGCUAUGCUCAUUUUCGAGGGCUUGAUGAAUAUGUAUGCCUUUUGGGUUAUCCCCUGGAUCGAAUUGCUGGCUGGUAUUUUGCACGUAUCGCUGUUCAUUGUCUUUGUCUCUAUCCUGGUUGCGAUGGGCUCCCGACAUUCUGCAAAAUUCGUCUUUCUAGAGGGACAAUCUACUUCAGGGUGGAGUAACGGAUUCAUAUCUUGGAAUCUGGGCUUGUUGACUCCUACUUGGGGAUUCGUUGGUUUUGAUGGAGCUGUCCAUAUGAGCGAAGAAGUCCGCCGUGCGAAAAAGGCCGUGCCUAGAUCUAUGUUCUGGACCGUUGCAAUCAACGGCAUCUUUGCCUACGCCAUCAUCCUGACUAUUCUAUUCACCAUGGGUUCGAUAGAAGAGGCGCUCACCGCGGCUUCGCCCAUCAUCCAAAUUUGUCAACAAGCUACCGGGUCAACCAGUGCAGCCACGGCGAUGGUUUGUGGUCUCCUUAUCGUCUCUCUUGCUGUGAAUCUUGCCAGUAUCGCAUCGACAUCCCGUCUUACCUGGGCAUGGUCUCGCGAUGGCGGGCUUCCGGCUUGGUUUUCACAUAUCGACCGAAAACACUCCGUCCCCGUCCGCGCCGUCUGGCUCCCGAUAGUAAUUGUCAUGAUCCUCUCCUGCCUCAACAUCGCCAGCAGCGCCGCCUUCGGCGCCUUCAUCGCCCUCUCCUCCAUAGGCCUCUUUUCCUCCUACAUAAUCGCCAUUAGCUGCAUGGUGCACGCCCGAUUCCACCGGGAGAAUCUGCAAUUCGGCGACUGGACCAUGGGCCGUCUGGGACUACCCGUCAACAUCUUUGCGCUGGCAUAUACAUGUUACGUGACGAUAUGGCUACCGUUUCCGAACUACCUGCCCGUGAGCGGGGUGAAUAUGAACUACGCGCUGCCGAUAUUUGGGGCAAGCACGUUGUUUGCGCUUUCGUACUGGUUUCUUAGUGCCAGGAAGAAUUGGCGCGGGUUGAAUAAGGAGGUUAUUCGUCUGGUUGUGGAAGGGGGGGAAUUAUCGCUGAAGUGAAAGGGGAUGGAUGAUGGGAUUUGUUCCUGUUUUUGUCCCUACUGUACUGUAUCUUCCUCCGGGGAAACGGAGAUUGGAAAGGAAGAAUAUCAUGUAUCACAAUGUUUUUUAUACUUUUUCUAUAUUUUAGAUAGGCGGGUAAUUACUUAUCGGGCGGCUGCUUGGUUGUUGAUGACAGUCAUGCGCUUGUUGGGGAAAGGUGAUAUCAAAACAUGGGAGGGAGUCUACAAAUAUACUUACCCAACUACGUAACAAUAGGAAGAAGGUGGUUUUUUCUUUUUUCUUUUUUUUUUCU